This is a messenger RNA of Lutra lutra (Eurasian river otter), 3794 nucleotides long. It is a transcript of the gene SPNS3, whose product is annotated as SPNS lysolipid transporter 3, sphingosine-1-phosphate (putative). Gene Ontology annotation, molecular function: transmembrane transporter activity. The coding region runs from base 39 to 2000 and encodes 653 amino acids. The transcript is spliced from 10 exons. Lineage: Eukaryota; Metazoa; Chordata; Mammalia; Carnivora; Mustelidae. Gene Ontology annotation, cellular component: membrane. The record is from RefSeq and is a predicted model, not a curated record. Gene Ontology annotation, biological process: transmembrane transport.
ACUCGGCUCGAGCCGCGUCAAUCAUCUGCGCUCAGCGAAUGGAGGCCGGGCGUGGGGGGAGGCCUCAGCGGAGGCGGGUCCAGGCCUCACGCUGCACCUGCCGAGAGGGGAAUGGAGACGCGAGGGUCCCCGUGCGCGCGGCGAGUCCCGGAGACGCGCGGCAGCUUCUUCCGCUCGCGGGGCAGCCGCCGGGCUCGUUCGUCCCGCCGCGGGUCGGAGAGUCCGCUUCACUGAGUGAGCAGCACCACGGACGGGGUCCGGGACUGGCCGCCGACCCCGCGAAACCCUGCUGGCGGCCGAGCCACGGGCCGACCGCCCUCGCCUCCCACCGCCCCCACCGCCCCAGCAGGGGUGCGGCAGCAAAAUCGGACCCGGCCGGCCGGCGAGAGGAGGCGGGGUUCUGCAGAGACAGGGUCCUGGCAGGGAGCCCUGGGGGCCCCCCCGAGCUGCCCCGUGGCCGCGUCCGACCUCACUCCCGGCCACAGCCCCGCGGGCACUUGGGGGGCUGCUCAGAGCGGUGCACUGAGCCCGCCCGGCCCUCCACUCCCCUGACUUGGGGCGUUGGGUUAUGGGUUAGGCGGAGAUCGGGGGGGGUUGGGGUACAUUUUCCUCCUCCUGGCCCCCGCCCACUGCUGCGGUGCCCACUGUGGCAUCCGAGCCCGGUCCCUCGUGGGGGCCAGGAGGCCCGCGCGCCCUCUCGCUGCAGCGGGGAAUGCAUGCGGCCCUGCCCGUCCCCUCCAGUCUUCGUCUGCUGCCUGCUGCUGUCCGCACCGGUGUUCGGCUACCUGGGCGACCGCCACAGCCGCAAAGCCGCGCUGAGUAUUGGGAUCCUGCUCUGGUCGGGGGCAGGUCUCUCCAGCUCCUUCAUCUCCCCCCAGUAUUCCUGGCUCUUCUUCCUGUCCCGGGGGGUCGUGGGCAUAGGCUCGGCCAGCUUCUCCACCAUCGCGCCCACUGUCCUGGGCGACCUCUUUGUGAGGGACCAGCGGACCCGGGUGCUGGCCGUCUUCUAUAUCUUUAUCCCUGUUGGAAGUGGUCUGGGCUACGUGCUGGGGUCAGCCGUGUUGCAGCUGACUGGGAGCUGGCGUUGGGCCUUCCGAGUCAUGCCUUGCCUGGAAGUGGUGGCCUUCAUCCUGCUUAUCGUGCUGGUUCCAGACCCGCCCAGGGGAGCUGCUGAGAAGCAGGAAGAGGCGGCCGUGGGGGACCCGAGGAGCAGCUGGUGUGAGGAUGUCAGUUACCUGGGGAGAAACUGGAGUUUUGUGUGGUCAACCCUUGGGGUGACGGCCAUAGCCUUUGUGACUGGAGCCCUGGGCUUCUGGGCCCCCAAGUUUCUGUUCGAGGCCCGUGUGGUGCAUGGACUGCAGCCUCCCUGCCUCCAGGAUCCGUGCAACAGCCAGGACAGCCUGAUUUUUGGGAUACUCACUGUGGUGACCGGCAUCAUUGGGGUUGUCCUGGGAGCAGAGGCUGCGAGGAGGUACAAGAAAGUCAACCCACGGGCUGAGCCCCUCAUCUGUGCCUUCAGCCUGCUUGCCGCCGCCCCCUGCCUCUUCCUGGCUCUCAUCCUGGCCCGGGUCACUCUCCUGGCCUCCUACGUGUUCCUGGUCCUCGGGGAGCUGCUUCUGUCCUGCAACUGGGCGGUGGUUGCUGAUAUCCUGCUGUCCGUGGUGGUGCCCCGGUGCCGGGGGACAGCCGAGGCGCUUCAGAUCACGGUGGGCCAUGUCCUGGGAGACGCCGGCAGCCCUUACCUCACUGGACUUAUCUCCGGCAUCCUGAGGGCUGCACGGCGUGACUCCUACCUGCAGUCCUUCCUCAGCCUCCAGCACAGCUUCCUGGGCUGCGCCUUCGUCAUAGCCCUGGGGGGCGGCUGCUUCCUGCUGACCGCACUGCGGCUGGAGAUGGACCAGGCCCGGGCCCGGCAGCCUGGCACAGGGACCCCCGACAGCAAGGACGCCGAGAGCCAAGCCCUGCUUUCCGGCACAGGUUCCGUCGCCAAGGACCUCUGAGGCCCCCACGCCCGGCGAGGAGGUCCCACUCCCCCUGCUGCAUCCCUCCCUCUGGCCCCGCAGCCUCACUGCCCCAGUGCCCAUCUGGCCCAGGCUCCAGGACCCCGGCUGAGCCGCACCUGCUGCAGCUUCACACCCGGCCUGGGUGCUGGCCGAGCCUGUGGGCUGUGGAUUGAGCUGUCCGCGCCCUCUGUGGGAAGCCUGGGCAGCUCCAGCCUGGGGCCUUGCGCCUGGUUCCCUGGGCCCUGAUUCAAGCGUGGCCGGCACAAAGCCCACGGAUUUCUGAACAACCGAGUUAUUCAGAGCUUCCAGGUGUCUCUGCUGGGAGUGGGGGCAGGAGAGGAAGAGGAGGGCUGCUCCCCAGCCAGGACCACUCCCUCUGCGGGUCAGGAGGGCACAGGGCAUACUCCUUUGCUGGGUCACCCUCUGAACAGAAAGGGGAGUGAGUCUCCGAGGGGGGUUUCCACUCUGGUGCUGCUGUGACUUCAAGCCCCUAGGGGAGGCAUGUUGGACCCCGCAGGGACUCAGCUGCCCUAGGACCAGGCUGGGGUGGGGAGGCUGCUCCGUCCCUGGGGCACAGCGUGUGGGCCGGGCUGGCUCUGUGGGACUCGCUUGCCGCUGGGUUUGGAGCAGCUGGGCGCAGCAAGAGCCCAGCAGCUUCCAGGCCGGCAGCGCUGGGGAGGCGUGUUCUUCCUGCCCCAGGAGCAGGAGCAUCUCUCCCCGUCCCCUGGGCCUGGCCAGCGGAGGCCUGCCUCCCGGCACCAGACUCACGCACCCCUCCUGACCCUUGCUGGCUCCGUGUUCGCCUCCCUGCCCCUACUGCUGGAGGGCGAGCUCUGGGUGCUGGACCCUCCAGCUCAGCCCCCCGUCCUCAGCCCUAACCCUCAGGAGUGGCUACCCCGAGGCCGAGCAGCCCCUCACCCACAGUUUCACCCUUGGAGCUCACAAAAUGGGCUGCCCCUGAACUUGUGAGGAAUAGCCUACACCCAGUCACACUGUAUACAGGGGUUCCCACAUCUCCAAGCAGUUUUCUCCUACCCUCAACUUGUUUCUGACCUUGUGUACCCCGAGAGAGGGUCAGAGUCCGCCCGGGAAGGGCUCAGUCCUACAGAGCUGCUCCCCCAGCCCCGCCCACUGGAUGGGCCAAGCACAGGUCCCCGUCGUCAGCUGUACCCCUGAGUGGCCAGGGACAAAAAUCCAAGGCCCCCGAGCCCCCUUAGGUUCUGUUAAUCGGCUAGAGCGGCUCACGGAGCCCAGGAAGCCCGUUUCCUCGCCAGAUCACCCGUUUAUACUAAAAGGCGCCACUCAGGAGCGGCUGGCGGAAGCGAGGGCCAGGACGCGCAGGGGCAGAGCAGCAGCGCCCCCUCCAGGAGCCCACCCACCCGCAUCCCCACACACCCACCCUGUUGCUUUUGGCUUUCGUGGACGCUUCAUUACUCAGACACCAUUGAUUAACCCAUUGGCUUUGGUGAUUGAUUCAACCUCCAGCCCAUCCGCCGUCUGUCGCCAGAGGUCAGGGGGAGGAACUGGGAGUUCUCCCGGCCACCAGCCCCCCUUACGUGGGGCCCAAAUGCCCCCUCAUUAACAAACAAAAGGCACCUUUAGGUCUCUCAGCAUUAAGGAAAUUCCAAGGGUUUUAGGAGCUCUGUGCGGAAACAGAUGAAGACCAAACGUGUGAGUCCCCGGUCAGACUCGGUUUCUGCUGAGAAGGAGACGCCCAGUCUGGGGGGCGGGCAGGAUGCCAAGGACCCACUGGGCAGCACCGGCUGUGACCUGGGACGCUUCCUGUGCCUC